AUGCGGAGGCGUCGACCACUUCACGGAGCGCCGUCGGACGUCCGCGCGCUCGCGAGACCCUCCCCCUUCGUUCGUCCGUCUGUUCGCGGCGAAGAAACGAACGACGAAAACAUGAACAGCCCCCAGGCGAAGCUCCGCCGCGUGCGCGCGGAGGAGGAAGCGCGCGCGGGCCCGUCCCUGAAGAAACUCAAGACGGAUCUCCUGAAGAAAGUCAUCACGAAGACGAUCGUGAAGGAGCAGCACGCGGAGUCGGUCCGGAAGCUCGAGUUCGAUCACCUCCCUAACGGCGGCAAGAACCUCUUCGCGACCGUGGGCGGGGACUUCGCGACGGUGUACGACGACGCGCACUUUGGCGAUCACGUCGCGGUCGUCCUGCAGGCGCGUUCUAUACACUGGUCCCCAUACGACCGCUUUAAAAACGAAAAGACGACGCACGUCGCCGGCGGGGAUCUCACCGCGUGCUGCUUCGUGAACGGCGCGGGGUACACGAAGCACGAGCUCGGGGACUGCCUCCUCGCGGUCGGCGGCGGCGACGACGCGUGCGUGCAGAUCAUCUCCCUCGUGGAGGGGAGAGUCGUGAAGCUCAUGAGAGGAGGGCCCGAAUCGAAGAUGUUGCAUCUCUCGCCGGCGUCGACGGCGAAGCCGGAACGCCUCGCCGCGCUCACCAGCGACGGCGUCGUGACCGUGUGGGACUGGCGCGAGGAGAAGCAGCUCGGGUCGUUCGCGACGCACGACGCGGUGAGCGUCGCGAUGAAACGCGAUGGGGACGGGGCGUACACCGGGCACCAAGACGGCACCGUCAAGGAGUGGACGUUUCCGUCGGGCGGCGGCGCGUGGGGAAACUUUCAAACCUUAAAGACGCUGCCGGUGACGCACGACGGCGUCGCGGUCGACUGCGUGCGCGUGAUCGGCGAGAGCGGCGACCGCGUGGUUUCAAAGUCCAUCGACGGCAGGAUCAAGGUGUUCGACCUCGCCGCGGAGAAGACGCUGUCGUCGUUUAAGCUCCCGGGCGCGAGGAAGCCGAUAAAAAGCGCGAGCGCGCUCCCACACCUGAGCGAUUUCGGCGUGGACGCGAAGGGCGAGUUCGUCGUCGCCGGCGACGCCGACGGCGUAGUCUGCGUGUUCGACGUCGCGUCCGGCGAGUGCGUCAAGCAGAUUGAGCAGGACAGGGACUUUAAGGAUAAAAACGUCGUUCGCGCGUGCGGCGUUUCGCCGGAUUGCAGGCACGUGCACGCGUGCAUGGGGCCGGGGAUCGUGUGGAGGAUGGAGCAUGUUCCGGAGCUGGAUGACGAGGAGACGGACGGGCCGGGGACGCCGCCGGAGGGGGAGUGCUGCUGAUGAUGAUGAAUAAUAAACGUUCGUUAUC
This is a messenger RNA of Micromonas pusilla CCMP1545, 1366 nucleotides long. RefSeq lists its product as uncharacterized. Gene Ontology annotation, biological process: negative regulation of transcription by RNA polymerase II; heterochromatin formation. The transcript has 2 exons. The coding region runs from base 1 to 1338 and encodes 445 amino acids. The record is from RefSeq and is a predicted model, not a curated record. Gene Ontology annotation, cellular component: ESC/E(Z) complex. NCBI's taxonomy places the organism in Eukaryota, Viridiplantae, Chlorophyta, Mamiellophyceae, Mamiellales, Mamiellaceae. Gene Ontology annotation, molecular function: nucleosome binding; protein binding.